Neoarius graeffei (lesser salmon catfish) is the source of this 2484-nucleotide messenger RNA. RefSeq lists its product as uncharacterized. The transcript is spliced from 3 exons. Bases 289 to 2004 code for a protein of 571 amino acids. The record is from RefSeq and is a predicted model, not a curated record. Lineage: Eukaryota; Metazoa; Chordata; Actinopteri; Siluriformes; Ariidae. Gene Ontology annotation, molecular function: ATP hydrolysis activity; GTP binding.
CCUUGUAUCUGCUAUUACCACGCCUUGUGAUUAUUGCUCUGCGUCUCUGGUUUGACUUAUUUUCUACUUUGAAUUUUGCCCUUUCCAUAUUCCCUCCCAGAUAUUUUUUGUGCCUCGUCUGACCACUGCCUAUUUUGUGAUCCUGCCUUUUGCCUUACAAUUUGGAUUUGUUUGCCUGAAUAAACUCUCUUCCAGCUUUAAUAUCCGUCUUUUGCCUGCAUUCCUGACAAGAGGUUUUUCUGUUUGCUGCAAUCAUCAGAAAUUUUCUUUUCAGAAUUUCACAUUAUUAUGGCUACUAGAUUUCAAGAGGCAUCGGAGGUUUUACGUGAUGUCAUCAAGAAGAGUCAAUUAAUAGCUUCUCAUCCUGAUGGUCCACCUGCACGAUAUCGUCUCCUCACAACCAGAUGUAAUUUUGAUCGAGAUGGUGCAGUGAGAAAAUGGACAUUUGGACAGCAAAACAUCAAAAUGCAAAACAAAAUCCUACUGAUGGUUGGAGAAACUGGAGCAGGCAAAACUACUCUGAUCAAUGCCGUGGUAAAUUAUAUACUUGGAGUGAAGUUUACAGAUGAAGUAUGGUUUGAGAUUACAGAAGAGGGAAAAAAUAAUCAAACCUCAGAUCAGACAGAAACACAAACAACUCAAAUCACUGUGUAUGAGGUCUUUGCCCAGGACUACCCAAUCUGUCUGACCAUUAUUGACACUCCAGGUUAUGGAGACACCAGGGGAACGGAUAUGGAUAAACAGAUUGCUAAGAAUCUGUGCAAACUGUUUCGCAAUGACAAUGGAGUGAAAGAAAUCGACGCAGUGUGUCUGGUAGUGAAGGCAUCCGAGAAUCGACUCUCUGACAGACAGCAUUACAUCUUUGAUGCAGUUUUGUCCUUAUUUGGUAAAGACAUAGAGAACAACAUUGUCAUUUUUGUCACUCAUUCAGAUGGAAUGCCUCCAACAAAUGUGAUGAAUGCAAUUAAGAGAGCAGAGAUUCCCUGCAGGAAAGAUGAAGAAAAUGAACCCGAGUGUUUCUUAUUCAACAAUCGUCAAUCUGAGAAAAGGAGCAAAAAGUAUAAGAAACCGCUCCAGGCAGCUUGGGAAACGACAGAGGACACAUUAAAUGAGUUCUUUGCCUCCCUGAAAGAAGAGAACAGAAAAAGCUUAGAGCAGACUGAUAAGGUUCUGGCUGAGUCCAAACGACUUGAAGCCUGUAUUUCGAACCUGCAAGAACGUAUUGACUUUGUAGAGUGCAAAAGUAAAGAACUAGCCCAGAUUCAGAAAGCCCUUGAGGCAAACCGAGAAAAGAUUGAGAGAAAUGAAAACUUUACUUUUGAAGUCACCACAAAUUACAAAGAAAAAGUACUCAUUGAAAAUGCUUUAUGGGGGGACAGAAAGGCCACCAGUUGCUCUCAGUGUGAAGAGAACUGUCAUGAGUAUGGCUGCUGGGUUGCCUGGAAUGCUUCGUGGUGUGAAGUCAUGAAAAAUAACCACUGCAUAUCAUGUACAGGUAAAUGUCACUAUACUAAACAUGUCAGAGAGAACAAGAAAUAUGUUACACGCAGCGGAAAGACCACAGUGACAUAUGAUGAGCUCAAAAAAGAAUAUGAAACUUGCCGUAGUUCAGCAUCAAAUAUCGAGUGUGAUUUAAAGUCCUAUGAAAAUGUCAAAAAUGAAUUCGAAAGUGACAAGAAACAGGAAGAGAAGAUGACAAGCAUAGAGAAGAGACUGAAAGAAGAGAUAACCAAAAAAGAAAAGGAAAAAGCUGACCUGGUGGAAGAAGCCCACAACGCCAUCAUGAAACUGUCUGAGAUAGCUUUAAAGCCAGACUCUGCUUUCAUUGUUCAGGGUCUUGACUUCUUGAUCCCUCGUGCUGAAGAAACUGGAAGAAACGUCCUUGCAAAUAAUCUGAGAGAGCUGAGAAAAAUUAAACCUGAAUCAGAGGAAAGAGUUAAUGCUGCAGUGGGGUAUGCAAGACCAGGUCUCAAUAAAGGGAAAAAUUUUUUCUGGUCAAAAUGAAUUAAAUGUGGCUGUGUAACAGGUAAUACAGAAGGAAUUAUAAACAUAUCAGAAUCAAGCGUGCAAGUUUUGUUCAGUUAAUGAAAUGCGUUGCGUUUAUUCAUUAAUGCUGUUGUUCAAGAUUUAGUCUUUUACUUUGUUUAGGUAAUCAUUUAGAACUUUCAUGAUGAUUCAUUAUGAAUGUGUUAUGGAGUCCCUGAAGAAACAUGGAGGGGGGAAAAGAUCUUCAAUACUUUUGUGAGAUCUGAUUUUUUUAUGCAGGCCAAGGAACUUCCAGAUUAUUUUGGCAACAUGAAAACCACAACAAUGGAGCGCGCACAGACCAGUGGGUAAGGUUCAGAGAAUUUUGAGAUUGGCCUUAAAUAUGAAGAUAUUCAAUCCAUUUUGUAGAUAUGGAUUUUGUUUCUUUGUGUGUGUGUGUGUGUGUGUGUGUGUGUGUGUGUGUGUGUGUGUGUGUGUGUGUGUGUGUGUGUGUUUUCA